This is a messenger RNA of Eremomyces bilateralis CBS 781.70, 830 nucleotides long. RefSeq lists its product as uncharacterized. Lineage: Eukaryota; Fungi; Ascomycota; Dothideomycetes; Eremomycetales; Eremomycetaceae. Bases 361 to 681 code for a protein of 106 amino acids. The transcript has a single exon. The record is from RefSeq and is a predicted model, not a curated record.
CUUGGCUUUGGUUCCCCGUUCGCAUCGCGCGACGUCCUCAAUUGAGUUCAAGACUGUUGGCAGCUUCGAGUAGGCAGGGCCAGUUGAUGUCUUUGGUCGCAUACGCGGUGAGCUCGUCGCUUGACUGAAGACCUCUAGGGAAGGUUUGCUCUGCACAUGAGUCGACCGUAUUUCUUCUACUAGUACGUCGGGACGGGAAGGGUAUGCGGUUUGUGGGAGAUGCGGUCCUCGGUAUUGACCGUUCACCACGAGUCCCAUAUAGGUCCUCGGGUCAAGUUUUCCUUGUUCUACAUCUCUCUGAAUAGAUGCUGCGAGUUAACGUGAGCAGAACUCCCUGGAAGAACCCGUCGAUACCAGAUCAUGUGGAGAGUUUGGAACUUCAGUGUCCUGGGUUCAGGCCGGUUGACUGGGCCCUUCUGGAUGACCACCCGCAGCGCAGCCCUCCUUUUCCUGUUACAAACGUUGAGUUAUUCAGUGCGGUCUCGGCAAGUCUGGCAAGUUGAUAAGUCCGGUAUCCCAGCAGGAAGGACAUGGAAUGCUCUGAAACCAGAAAUGUUCAAGUCUCAAGCGCGAAUGCUUGAACGACGGGAGCGAAAGGUUACUGAGCCGCUAUUUCUUCCAGCUCUUCGCGUCGAGAUGAGCCCAUCGCAAGGAUCGGUUACUCUGGUCCAUCCAGACUAAUGAUCACAAUUGCUCGAUGGUCGAUGGCCUUCGGUAAAGAGCUUGAAUAAUCGAUAUUCGGUUUACACAUCGUUGUAGCUUCGGAGGAUUCGUGGGCAUGGAUAAGACGAGCGUCCUCGCUACUCAGUCGGAUGGCUUGAUGAGAGUCU